AUGUUUGCAAUGUGGCUUUUUCUCUUUGGGAAACAACCUGGGUGGGAAGUGGUCCUGGGAACAAUUUGGUUUGUUACAACUUCAGUACAGGUGUAUUUGACUCCCUUUUCCCUUGUGUUUUCAGGACAAGGAUUUGCAUUUCGGAGAAAACAAAAGAUUGAAAGAAAAUACAGGAAAUUAUUGAAAAAGGAACGAAAGAUCCAUUCACCACAAGAUAAUCAAUUUGUUGAUACUUAUCCAGAACACUUGAAACAUCUUUACCUAGCUGAGGAAGAGAGGCUUAAGAAACAGUACAGGACACCAGAUGAUUCAGUUUUAUCAGAAGAAAAACUUAAUAAAGCAGUGGAGUCAGUUAUAACUGAAGAGAAGUUCAAGAAAAAAACAUCGAAUCAGAAGGCAAAAGAAGAGUAUGAGAAAAUAAAGGCUGAGCGUGCUAAGAAGAAAGAGGAAGCAGAAAAAAGAAGACAACAAAGAGAAGAAGCUCAACGGUUGUACAAGCAAAAGAAAAUGGAAGUUUAUAAAAUCCUGAGUAAGAAGACCAAGAAAGGACAGCCAAAUCUAAACUUACAAAUGGAGUUUCUUCUUCAGAAAAUACAACAAAAUACAUAAACCUCUGGAUAAGUCUUAACGACAGGUUUUGAGUUACCUAUGGACAUUUUAUUAAAUUACUUUUAAUAAAUAAUGUCCUUUUGCUUCUUUU
Molecule: messenger RNA, 700 nt
Organism: Oxyura jamaicensis (ruddy duck)
Lineage: Eukaryota; Metazoa; Chordata; Aves; Anseriformes; Anatidae
Gene: CCDC59
Product: coiled-coil domain containing 59
Exons: 4
Coding region: 1-609 (202 amino acids)
Cellular component (GO): nucleus
Source: RefSeq, a predicted model, not a curated record